Lucilia sericata (common green bottle fly) is the source of this 403-nucleotide messenger RNA. RefSeq names its product obg-like ATPase 1. Gene Ontology annotation, cellular component: cytoplasm. The coding region runs from base 184 to 381 and encodes 65 amino acids. The transcript is spliced from 2 exons. The record is from RefSeq and is a predicted model, not a curated record. Gene Ontology annotation, molecular function: GTP binding; ATP hydrolysis activity. Lineage: Eukaryota; Metazoa; Arthropoda; Insecta; Diptera; Calliphoridae.
CGAAAGAAGCGCACAAAACAAAACACCCCAAAACAAUUGUUGUCAUCGUCAGAUGUUUUUUGACGUUUCUCUUUUUUCUUUCUUCUGUUAACACGCGAAUCGUUUUAACGAUUGCAGCCGGGUACUAACGUUUUAAAAAAGUUUUUUUAGAGGUCACAACUAAAACAAACAACAAAAAACAUCAUGCCUCCCAAGAAACAUGAAGAACCUGAACGUAAACCAUUGAUUGGUCGUAUUGGUACCAAUCUUCGCAUUGGUAUCGUUGGUGUACCCAACGUUGGCAAGUCGACAUUUUUCAAUGUCCUAACCAAGAGUGCUGCACCAGCUGAAAAUUUCCCUUUCUGUACCAUCGAUCCCAAUGAGAAUAAGUAUCAAUUUUAGUAUAGUAUUAGUAGCUUUUGCA